GUCACUGUUUUGAGACCCUCUGGCGUCCAUCUUCUUUAUAUUUUAUUCACUUGUCUUUCCUGUCAUGGUGGAUUUAUUAUGAGGUAAAAUAAAAUGGGAAUGUGACACUGAUCAGUGUAAUCAACAUGAAGAAGCCCAUCACUGACAAGGCGGGACAAUGCUGCAAACAGCGAAUCUCGGAGCUACAACUUGACAGCAGGAAGAAGACCGCAUCGGGGACCGGAGCAGGACACCAGACCAUGCAGCCCGUCUCCGUGCAGCCGGUUCAGGUCGGCCAAGCUAUGUCCAUCAACUUCGUGAAUACAAAUGAGUGGAGUUCGGGGGUCUGUGACUGUUGUCAGGACAUGGGCAUAUGCUGCUGCGCCUUCUGGUGUCUGCCAUGUUUCCAGUGUAAGACGGUCAGUGAUUUUGGAGAAUGUCUUUGCCUCCCCCUUCUGGACCCCGGAUGUUUUGGAUACUUCGGAACUACUCUAGCUUGCCCCCCGAUCUCACUGGCCAUGCGAGCUGCUGUCCGGGAACGAUAUCGUAUCAGGGGCGCCAUCUGCGAUGACUGCUGUAUGCUCUACUGCUGCUUCUCCUGCAGCUGGUGCCAGAUGGCUCGCGAGAUCAAGAAGAACAAGCAGCCAAUCACCUUCAUGACAGCCCAGACAACUACUAUGGUGGGGCCAGGAUACCCUCAACCCUACCAAGCAUAUCCUCCUCCAACUUACUAGGCCCAAGUAGUCCAUCCACCAGGAGGAGCACCUUGUUGAGAUCCUGAAGAGACAUCAUGGUGGUGUAGAGAGUGCACAUAGAGAACCCAACCAAUGAAUGUCUAUGGACAGGGAUCAGCAGUCAUGAAGAGCAGCUUCAUCUACUAUUGAGGUCUACCCUCUGAAGAUCUCACCACAGACCACAACCAUGACCCAGAGAUUGGGGUUUCCUCCCCAUAAACAAUUCUUCAUCAAUAAACCAGGUUUUCUCAUAUGGAUCGGAGAUACAGAUCAUUGUGUAGAUACAAAGAUACAGAUCAUCUCCAAACCACCACCAGUCCGGUCACUGGAUUGGAUAAUGGUUUAAUAGAGAAUGUCUCAUGAAGGUCAUUGGCAGAAAGAUAUCAGACCACAUGAUUAGAGAGAAGUCCACCAGACCGAGACCAUACUGGUGCAUCAUAUCUGGCCAUACUAUAGGUCUGAACACCAUCACUCACCUGGACCUCCUGCCGUUCAUCAGAACCGGAGCAUCUAUGGCAUAAAGUAUUGACCCCCCCCCCAGACAUGACAGCCUGGUUUACAAAGUUAGAACACAUGUCCCGUGGCCUGUCAGGAGGAUAACCAAUAAGGGCACCGCACCCUGAGAAAUCCAAAAGCCAAACAAU
This is a messenger RNA of Hyla sarda, 1357 nucleotides long. Its product is annotated as cornifelin homolog B-like. The transcript has 6 exons. The coding region runs from base 126 to 713 and encodes 195 amino acids. Lineage: Eukaryota; Metazoa; Chordata; Amphibia; Anura; Hylidae. The record is from RefSeq and is a predicted model, not a curated record.